Chenopodium quinoa (quinoa) is the source of this 1086-nucleotide messenger RNA. Its product is annotated as peroxygenase-like. Gene Ontology annotation, molecular function: monooxygenase activity; calcium ion binding. Bases 110 to 862 code for a protein of 250 amino acids. The transcript has 6 exons. The record is from RefSeq and is a predicted model, not a curated record. Lineage: Eukaryota; Viridiplantae; Streptophyta; Magnoliopsida; Caryophyllales; Amaranthaceae.
UCAUACGGAAGUUUAAUUCAGUUUGUGCAUGUUUACCAAAUCUUACAAUAUUUCUACCUACAUCAGAUCAUUGUGUAGAAAGUACUAGAGAUCGUCGGAAAGUGUCUACAUGGCGACGGAGUUGGCGGCGAAAAGCGUAAUAGGGGUGACAGAGAUGGUGAGGAGCUCAAUGGCAACGGAGGCGCCAUAUGCCCCUGCGACUGCCGAGCGUAGGGUCCGCUCCGACUUGGAGGUUUCCCUUCCUAAGCCUUAUCUACCAAGAGCAUUGUCUGCACCUGAUACAGACCAUCCUAACGGAACACCAGCACAUCAUCAUCAGGGACUCAGUGUUCUUCAACAACAUGCUGCUUUUUUUGACCAAAAUGAUGAUGGAAUCAUAUACCCUUGGGAAACUUUCACUGGAUUACGCAUGGUUGGAUUUAACAUUAUUGCUUCCAUAAUCAUGGCUGUAGUCAUUAAUGUAGCGCUAAGUUGGUACACUCUUGAUGGGUGGUUUCCGUCUCCUCUCUUCCCAAUAUACAUACACAAUAUGCACAGGGCUAAGCACGGGAGUGACUCCGGAACUUAUGACACUGAAGGAAGGUUUGUUCCUUUCAAUCUAGAGAACGCCUUCAGCAAGUAUGCUCAUACAAUCCCCGAUAAGCUAUCAUUUAGAGAACUCUGGAGCAUGACGGAGGGGAACAGGGUAGCGUUUGACCCAUUUGGCUGGAUUGCGAGUAAGUUUGAGUGGGGAAUGCUUUACAUUCUUGCUAGGGAUGAAGAAGGUUUCUUAUCUAAAGAGGCUGUGAGACGGUGUUUUGAUGGCAGCUUGUUCGAGUACUGUGCGAAGAUGAAUAUGGGUUUGGAAGGGAAGAUGUAUUAAGCGUUUCAUAGAUCAUCUACUGUAAGGGUCCGGAAGUAUCAUCAGGAGUUCUUUUGCUUUUGUAGUUAAAACAACGCUGUAGCGAGAAACAGUGUUGCAUAUCUGAGGACAGUGAUGUAAUGCAUGUGGAUAAUGAAACUGCUUAGAGCAUGCAUCCAUAGUUCCAUGUAUAUUCGUUGCAAGUUGGUUAUCCUAGCUCUGAAUCUUGGUCUCUAGACUCUACU